CACGAUCGUGUCAAAGAAAAAUAAAGUUAUUUUGUGUUUUAAAGAUUCAAAAGCACAUUAAGUAGUCAACUGGUGAUAAAUGAUGCUUAAAGCUUUGAAUCAUCAUCAUGAAGACAAUUAUUCAUCUGAAAAACAAAUUCGUCAAUGCAUUUAAUUUAAACAGUCAAUCAAGUUCAACUCAACCUAAUCAAGUCGAUCAGCUAUCAACAUUUGACAUUCUUACAUCAAUUCAUGACAAGUUUGUCCUUACAAUUGACAAUAUUGAUGAUAUCGAGGCACUUAGGACUUGCAAAGUUUUAAAAUUUCCAUCAAAUUUCAUUUUCGAGGAUGAUUUAGCAAAAAUAUCUGAACUGGAUGUCGAGCAAUGUCCAAAUUUAUUCAUAUUUACUAUUAAAGUUGAAGAUGUGACAAAAUCGCAAAUUAUUGACUUGCAUAAAUGCUUGCGAGAACUGACUGAAGCACGUCUAAUUAUUCUACAAAUUGAAAUAACGAAAAAUAACUCAAGCACAAUUUACUACAAGAAGGAAAAUGCAGGUUUUGAAGAAAUUGAUCAGUUUGAUGUUGAUGAUCAAUUAUUUAAUGAUUUUCCAACAUUUCUUCAGACCAUUUUUACAUCGAAAAUUAUGAAUUUUGAACAACUGAUGCUGGAAAGAUUACCAAAAGUUACAGAUUCUGCAUUAAUUAUUAGAUUCUUGAGAACAUUGAACAUGUCAAAGAAAUUUUACAAACAAUUAAUCCUUAAGUGUGCAUCAGAAGGAUCCAAAGGAGAUCUUUUAGCUGCGAUUAAUGCUCCAUUAGAAAAAGAUGGAAGAAUGUUAAGUUGUGAAGCUGAAAAUUCGAUAAAAUAUACAAUAUCAAUUAAGGAUGAACAUAAAUCCAGUAAAAACAAGAAUAAAGUAAAUCAAUCUGUCUUGUCAGCAGCUGUUGCUUCCAAAAAUGAACAGAUCAUAGACUAUUUGACAUCAUAUUGUGGACAUUUAAUUCAACAACUUCCAUUUGAGCAUCAAGUUCAAGUUUCAACUGCUGCAUUUAAGGAAAAGCAGUAUGAAGUCUUGUGUGACUUGGUUGAAUUUUGUGACUUUCCAUUUCCUGAGAAUUUUAAACCUGAUCCAACAGAAAAUGAAAGAUUCAACAAAGAAGUGGAAGAAAGAAAGAAAUUUUUUAAAGAUGUCGCUUCAGAUAAGCUUAACAUUGUUGAACUUUCUAAAUUUACUGACAAUAAUCGAAAUCUCAGUAAAGUUUAUAAUUUCGACAAUGAAUCUACUUUAUAUCAUGCUCUUAUUAAGAAACAAUACAAAACCUGCUUUUACCUCAAAUCACUUGGAUAUCAAGCACUUGAAUUUGAUGACAUUAGUCAAAUUAUUGAAGGAGAUGAGCUGAAAAAAGCAAGAAAGAUCGAAAAGGAACAGCGAAGUGAAAAUGUCAAAAAUUCAAUUGUAGACAGCAGAGGUCCAGUUUAUCUUUUAUGGGAACGAUCAUCGAUUCAUGACAGAAAGGCAAAAUCAGAAGACGUAGCAAGAUUUGAAGAGAUUUACAAAAUAUGGUAUAAAGACAUAUUUGCUUCCAAAUUUGGCUCAUCACUUCUUCGUGUUGCAUCAAUGUGUCGACAAUUAAGAAUUGUAUUUGAUUUUAACAGUGAUUCGGUUGAGCAUAUGUCCUUGCAAAGUAGAAACACUUUUGGAUCAAUGUAUCCUGGUAACAGAUGGAUCUUCGUUGGUGCUAAAUUAUCAAGUCCAAAUCGAGAACAGCAAAUUAAAGGAAUCUUAGCACACGAGUUGUGUCACUACGUUAUGAAAUUAACUUAUGAUAACAAUGAGGAGCCUUACUUUAAACACGACAAGGCGAGAAAGGCAAUGUUUAAUGAAAUUGUAAAUAUUUUAGACAGUUGGUCACACAAAAAGAAGAAGGCAGAUGAUAAAUGCGACAAGAUUAUUUCUGGGGUUUAUAGAUAUUAUGACAAAAGUGACUGGAUUGCAGAGUUAAUUGUGAGAGUUCCACAAAUCUUUGCUCAUUAUGCUAAUGAUCCAGAAAAGCUUAAAGAUCUUGAAAUUUUGUAUGCGCGACUCUUUCAAUAUUAUGAAAAAUUUGUGGUUCCUGACUUAGAUGCAUUAGAUUUAGAUGAACGAGAUCGAAUCAGAAAGUUAAAUAAUGAUUUGAAAAUAUUUAAAACUAUUUCAAAGUUAAAUUUUGAGUUUCCAUCGUCGAAAAAUAUCGAUGCAAUUUAUGCAACUGGAACUGAUGUGGUCUUAACGAAUAUUCCAAUGUUUUUGUAUUCAGAACUGAAUAAUCAUCUGCGAGGCGACUAUGGAAACUUAAUUAAUGUCUGGAAUGUUUUUGUAACCUUGCACGAACUUAAUAAUGAUGAAAUGUUUAAUGAAUACUCAGAAAUAAUAGCAAGUGCUAAGAAUCUUACCAUUUUUGUGGACUGUACAGGUCUAGACGAACUAGAUUUGACAAAAAUUGGGUUAAAUGAAUUGAAUAAAUUUAUUUUCAUCUGCUCUAGACAAGAACAAUAUGACAAAGUAAGAAAUAAAUUUAAGCAAAUAAGAUCAGGCACAUCAUUGUCUUCAAAGGACUACGAAUGGAAGGACUUAUCUAAAAAAUCUCAAAAACAUCUGCUGCAAAUUGAGAUUUAUUUUCAAAACAACAAGAUUAAAAUUUACGACAUUUUAUGGAACAAGACAGGCAAACCAUCAGCAGAAGAUGAAGCUAAAAUUUGUGAAGAUUUCAACGAAAUUGUGGAUGCACAGCUUUUAAAAUUAAUGGCUGAGAGCAAGGACGUAUCAAUCCAGACGAACCUUAUUGAUCAUAAGAUCGAUGACAACUUUCACCUAAUCUUCAAAGAUAGAAAUUUCAUCAAAAAUGUCAAGAACCAAAUUCCUAUUAAAAUUCUACAAAAAGAUUUGAUCACAAACACCAAAAAGGAACAGAUUCUUCUAAUCUCAGACAUUGCUGGAACUGGAAAGAGCUGGGCGAUGAAAAGAAUCACAAAAAUACUUCUACAUCAGCACCCUACAAAGUGGAUCACAUACCUGAAUUUACAGCAAUUUAUGAAAGCAUUUGAAGCUCAAAAGAGGAAUAAACUUAAUUUCUUAAACUUCAUGAUUGAGAAAGUUUUUGACGAUAAAAAAAGCUUUGAAUUAAAAAUGUUUAAAUAUCUUUACCAAAAUGGUCAAGCUUGCAUUCUUCUUGAUGGAUUCGAUGAAAUCUCACCAAAUUAUGAGGAAGUUGUGAAGAAAUUGAUUGAAAGUUUUAAUGAAAAUGGUGGAAAUCAACUGUGGAUUGCAACACGUGACUUUUUUCAAGUUGAUCUGCAAAAGCAUUUGAAAUUAAAUGUCUCGUACAAAUUAGCUGACUUUACCGAUCAAGAUGGAAUAGAUUUGAUAAUCAGGAACUGCGUGUUGAAUGAUUUGAUGUCUAAUAAAGUUAAAAUUGAGGAAGACUUCGACAGACAAGUGAAAAGUCACCCAAAAUAUCAAAUUUACGCAAAUGCAGCAAUAAGGUUGCAUAAAACAAUCACAAGCUGGUCCCUUAAGUCCAUCGGUCUACCACAGCUGUACAAAAUGAUAGGAGAUGUCCUUAUAGAGUUUGAAGAUUCAACAGAAGUGCUUACAGCGUAUACUUUGUAUGAUAAAUUCAUUGAUCAUCUCUUCAAGCGAUGGUACUCAGAAAAAGGAAAGUUAAGAGAACAAAAGUGCAUCAAUAAUCAAAAAGAAGACAUGAACUUUCGAGAGCUUCACGAGUUUUGUGCCAUGAAAAGUUUAUUUCCUGAAAACUCUUCCUUUUGUGACCUGGAAUUGGACAAGAUUGCGUGGAAUGUUGAAGAAAUUGUUGGUUGUGGCGUGCUUAAUAAAAAAACUGAAGAUGGAGAUGAGUUCCUGUUCCCACAUGAGACAUACCGUGAAUUCUUUGCUGCAAGCUUCAUCAUUCGAAUCCUUAAAAUGAAGCCUAAGAAAAUCGACUUGGAUGUUCUGAAAUAUUUGAUUAAAUUUUGCUUGAAUUCCAAAUAUCAAGUCAUUCAAAUGUUUUUGUGGAAUGGAUUCAAGGACAUCAAAGCAUUGCCUAACAACAAGUUGAUGAUAGUAAGCACCAAUGUGCCUAAAAUGUUAAAAAUCAAUAUCUAUCAGUAUAUUCAAAAAGAAUAUCGGGAUGUAGAAAAUGCAAAAAAUAUUUUUGUCAUAAAGGACGACAUUUUUGGCACCGAACUGUGGGAAGAUUUCGGAGAUGAAUUUAUAAAAAGUUCAAAUUUAAAAGCAGUUGUAGCACCAUCAGUGGACUUUAAAGAAGAGUUGAAAAAAUUAACAGAAAAAAAAUCAGCAACAAUAAUUAUAAUAGUCCCGUAUACAAGACAAGACAAUCAGCAACAACUCAAAUUAGUACCAAAUUCAGGAAGAUGCCAUCAGCUCAGUCAAGUUCUUCAACAAUUCAAGUUCAAUCCAUCAAUAAUGGAUAUAAAAUAUAGCUGGAAUGAAUUGACAGAGAAAAGUAAGCAUUUAAUCCUCCAAGAUGACUUCAGCAUUCACAAUCAUACGAAUUUGACUCUUUAUGAGCUCUUGACAGGUGAAGUUGACAGCACUCAUGGCACAUCAACUUUAAAUGACUUUUCAAAAACUGUAGACACUGAAAUUUUGGAAAUCAUAGCAAACAAGUCUCAAAUUAAAAUCAAUAAGAGUUUAAAGUACGAUAUGGAGUCUAAGUCAUUCCAGCUGUUGUUUGAACCAAGAAGUUUUGUAAAAAUUACCAAAAGUAGUAACAAUGGAUGUAGUUUUGAUAACUCGAGUGAUGAUAAAACCUCUGAAAUAUCAAAAGAUGAACUCCUAGUUGAUGUAGAGAACAGACAUUAUGUUCUGAUAUCAGAUGUUGCUGGAACUGGAAAAACUAUGGCUGUGCAAGAGAUCACCAACACCCUACGACUCAGAUACCCCAAAAAAUGGGUCACAUAUGUUAAUCUUAGCUUCUCAUCAACAGAGUUUGUCUACUGUUCAAAACCCUUGGAAUUUUCAACAUUUUGCAUUGAAAAGCUUUUUCAAAUUGAAUCACAUUUAAAGAUCAAGGAAUGCUUUAUGAAUCGCUACAAUUCAGGCAAUGUCAUCUUUAUUUUUGAUGGAUAUGACGAAGUUGCUAAUCCAAAUAUUUUAAGCAAUCAACACUUAUUAUCUCAAAUCUUCUUAAGCUCAAUCAAAUCAUUCGAGUACAAUGGUGGAAAUCAACUGUGGAUUGUGACUAAAGAUCAUAUGGAGGAAAUAUUAAUGAAGGAACUAGAAAUUGACACUGUCUACAAGAUGGGUGACUUUAGCAAUGCUAAUGGGACAAAAUUGAUGGCUAAGUUUGGUAUUCUAAAGAAUAUAAAAGCUAAAGAUGAUUAUGAAUUGGAGAAUAAGUUCAAAGAUAUUAUCAAGAACACUCUAGACCUUGAGUAUCACAAACAUCUUGCAAGUCAACUCGUCGAAAACAUUUCAAUAAGCAAAAACUCAAAAUUUACUUGUGUGGCAUUCAGCAUACUUGCUAAGAACUUUGACAAUAUUCUCAACAAGAAGAAAUUUGAAAUAUUUACAAACCAAGUCGUCAGUCAUUAUAAAUUGUGGAUCAACUUUAAAUGUGAAGCUGUUAUUGAUCGAAGUAUUGGAACAGAAGCUCAUCAGAUAAAUUAUUGGAACAUCCAUCAUUUUUAUGCAAUUAAGAUUGUGUUCCCUGAAUUUGUGGACUUACUGUUUCCUGGAUAUAAUGGAAGUGAAUGGUUGGAUCAAAAUUUAAUCCUUUGUGGCUUGAUAAGUAAGAAAAAUGGGCAGUUUUAUUUCCUGAAUGAGACAUUUUGCGCCUUUUUCAUUGCUGACUUUCUAAAUAAGAAUUUUCUUAGCACUGAUAUCGGAAAUAAAUUGCCAGGUAAAGGAACCAAACAUAAAGUGCUUCCAAGCACCAACCCUGACAACAUAAAAAUUGAUCUUUUGAUGAAGAUUCUCCCAAGCCAGGAAUACAAACUUAUUAGAAUUUUCCUGAAUGACGUCAUUGACAUCUCAACCUUAGUGAAAAUAAAACCAAACCUUCAAAAAUUCAUUGAGGGAUUCGACAAAAUGGACAAUUUUUCGGAACUAUUCACAAAUGAUCUUGAAGAUCUUGCUGAGUUCGUAAUUGUCAUGCUUAAGCAAGGAAGUUACAAAACUGUAAAAUCAAUUCUUUUUGACAAUUCAGUAGAUAUUUUGAGUAAUGCAAGGAAUACUAAAAUAUUUCUUAAGUUUCUAGAUUUGCUGUUGGAUUUCUUGACAACUGAGGAUUUAAAAGACUUAUUUGUUAAUAGAAAAUUGUUGAAAAAUAUAAAUUAUUCUAAAUUAGAACUUAAUGGUGAAUUGCUUGCAGAUUUCAAAACUAAAGUUCAACAAAAACUCAAACUCGACAUUGACUUGUAAAUUUGACAACAUUUGAUCAAUAAUUAAUAUUAAUUUCAAAUCUAAGCAUUAUAGCUUGAAUUAUUCAAUUAUUCCCCAAUAUUAUAGACUAAAUCAAUAGCCAAUAAAAUAAAUUUUUAAUAU
Chironomus riparius is the source of this 6527-nucleotide messenger RNA. Lineage: Eukaryota; Metazoa; Arthropoda; Insecta; Diptera; Chironomidae. The record is from the annotation of a GenBank genome assembly.